CUAAACUCCCCUCUCGUUGCUGUUCUUCUUUGCUCCCGACAACUACUUCCGCAGUGCUCUUGUCUAACUCCGAGACCUAAAUCUCAAGCAUUGCGCUAUAGAAACGAGAAAGAGUUAGCACUGAUAAGUCAUCGUCUACCAUAUCAUUCGUUGCAGACUUAGUUCCAGCAAGGCCACCCUGUGCCAAGUCCUAGGCGACAGCUUCGGGGCGAGGCAGACACAUACCCGUACCAUACUUAUCUAUCUAGUAUCUAGAUCAACCUUGUCAAUUAGCUCUUUCUGCAGAUUACCAUGCAUGGACUAGUUGACAUGAACCACUACUGUAGGAGACGGUCCGAUGCGAGUGUGUGGAGACCGAGGAAUAGUACUUCUUGCCUCUCGCAGUAUAGGAUCUUUGGAGACUCACAAACUGCUAGUUUAAAGAUACUCUUUAUUUACCUCUCAUUUCCCAGAAUUGAUUUGUAGUCUAUUAUAUAAGUGACUCAAAAUGGACGAAUAUUUAUUUUCCGAGCAUCUGGCUAGAUUGACGGCUAUCCCAGAGCCGAUGAGUUACCUUGAGAUACUCAACUAUUCAGAUAAUAAAUUCUGUUCAGUAGGGACAGGCGCUUUGAGCAACGAUCAGUUCGAGGACUUUCUUGACCGAAAGGGUUCUUACUCUUCAGAAAACGAGAAUCUGGUAAACGGUAUUAGGCUUAUUGUUCAGUCUGACCUUUCAGAGCCGGAGACGUUCGCAUCAAAUGUAGUGUCUCUCGAGGUGGAACAGUAUGAAUCUCUCAUACAUAAAAUGAAAUUACCAUUCCAAGGUCUCGAAGCAUCCACUGCAGUUGGUCCCUUCUUUUGGUGGUGCUUGGACUUGGAUUCAGCAGACCCGAAGCUACAGCUGAUAUUUCGCAAGGCGGACGCAAAAGGGAAAGGUACCACUAAAGGCUGGGAGAUGAUGUUGACUUACUGCUUUAAAAGCAAGAUCACGUCCGGUUAUGUUAAAAGUACUAGCACAACGGAUAUUGAUCGACAAAUUCAACACCUGACUGCCUGCUCCAGGCCAGUGGCACAUCCGCUGCUUCUCCCUAUUCUUCUCUUCCACAGUCUUUCUGCAAAGAAUGACGAAGAUCAACGAGACGUUCGGGUCAUGAUACGUGAGCUUGAGGGCGCAUUAAGCCAGCGGUAUCAGCAAUAUGCCGCUAUCAGCUACGGUCCUGGGCGAGAAAUCAAUCUCGAUUCCUUGAAUCACCAAUUAACGGAGUGUCAGUGCAGAGUCCUGCAGAAGAAGCCUCAGGCUUGGCGCAAUGCGCUUCGGAGAAUGGAAAAGGCGAUGCACGCUUUUUGGGGAACUCUACACGCCCAUAGCAUAGAAGACGAGCCCAAUCCCCAGCUCCAGAUUCUUCAUCGGAGUCUGCUAAGUCGUUUAGACUUCCUAGCUGGCAAGCUUGACGGCCUUGAAAACUACAGUCACGUAUCCUUGGAAAGACUAAAGACUCAACGAGAAGUAAUGCUCAGUAUCCUUGAUCAGAGAGAGUCGCGACUUAGCCUCAGAAUAGCUGCCCAGCAGCAUCGCCUAGCUGAUGCCAGCAAGCGAGAUAGCACCUCUAUGAAGACGCUGACCUUCCUAGGCUCCCUAUUUCUACCCGGAACCUUCAUCUCGUCUGUAUUCAGCAUGUCCUUCUUUGAUUUCAGCAGGGACCUGAAUGAAUCAACAUCUAGCAGCGUUUGGCUCUACUUCGUGCUCGUGAUUCCGUUGACGAUGUUCUUCGUCGGCCUUUGGUGGCGAUUCGACCAGGCUAGGUGCAAGAAGAUCGACGAGGAGGAAGAGCCUGGAGAAGAAGUGAACAUGCAGGCCCUAGAGCAUCAUAUAAUUAAAGAGCUCCAAAAGAGGACAGGAGCCCGACUUUCAUGGAACACCAGUCGUUCUUGGCCAGAUGAGAAGCAACAUACCUGACUAUGCUCGAUGAUGAUUUCCAGCAGGUCAAUACAUCACAUAGCAUGUUACAUGUAGAAUAUACGUAAAAGCAGAAGAAUACUAC
Xylaria bambusicola is the source of this 2021-nucleotide messenger RNA. RefSeq lists its product as uncharacterized. The transcript is spliced from 7 exons. The record is from RefSeq and is a predicted model, not a curated record. Lineage: Eukaryota; Fungi; Ascomycota; Sordariomycetes; Xylariales; Xylariaceae. Bases 488 to 1936 code for a protein of 482 amino acids.